Messenger RNA from Medioppia subpectinata, 564 nucleotides. The record is from the annotation of a GenBank genome assembly. NCBI's taxonomy places the organism in Eukaryota, Metazoa, Arthropoda, Arachnida, Sarcoptiformes, Oppiidae.
AUGGAUUAUUACGAGUAUUUUAUUUCUUGUGAAAUACUUCAGGAACUCUUGAAAUGUCUGCAAUAUCUUCACGAUAUGGAUCCUCCGGUCAUUCACCGGGACUUAAAACCAGAGAAUGUAUUGAUUUCACCCAAUAAUAUGCACAUAAAGUUGUGUGACUUUGGUUUGGCCACCGAUCACGUGAGUCCAUCCAUGGACCACACGCAGGGCACAGGAACCCCACAAUACAUGGCCAUUGAAGUCAUAACUUCCAGACAAUAUAGCAUUAAAGCAGACAUUUAUAGUCUCGGAGUAAUUGCAUCUCACUUAUUUGAUGCAGACUUGAAUGUUGCCUACGGUUGGGACUCAACUCAUGGGGACUAUGAGAAGAGACAGUUACUACCGCUGCCACGGAUAGGGAGGUCUUAUGCUAUGGAGAAGCGUCAGGGACUGAUCCCAUCGCCACGAGUUGGCCGUUCGUCCGCUACUUAUAAUGGUAUCGAAACCGAUUGCUCUCUGAAUCCCGAGUUAUGUAAUGAACUGAUGGCUAGAGUCCUGCAUGCAGUGCAUGAAGAAGUUCCUCCU